GCGGCGGUGUCAGCCCGGGGGACCUGCGCGCGUCCGGUGCCCGCCACUUAACUGGGCAGGAUGACCUGGGUACGACUCGGACAUUCAUCUGUAAAAUAACCACACUAACUACUGGGGUUGUUUGCUGUAUUAAAUAGGGCCGUAUAUAUAAAGUUUGAUAAGGACUCAAUAAAGGUGAGCUGCUUUUAUUAUUACCGAGGUAUGCUGUUCUUUUCAUUCUUGGCUCAUUUAAUCAUAAUCAUCAUGACCAUCCUUUGAAUCGGCAUUAACCACCUCCAUUUUAAUAAACAGGAGUACGAAAGGUCGGAAAUUGAUUGGUUUACUCAGCGUUAGCGGUGACGGGGGUGGGUAAAUUCGUUUUAUUUACUCUUUGGUUCAUGCGGUUUCCUACAGCCUUGGGCUGUAUUUAGUACAAUAAUUGUCCCUAAGCAUAACUGUGGAGUGUAAUGGACCUAACCUAGUAUUCAAUUAACAAAAAUUCUUGAGGUUUCCUCAGAACCCUUGUGUCAAAAGGAUAAUUGAGGCCCUUCCCUCAUUCUCCAACCUAUUUGUAUUCUCAGAGGACUGUUACACAUGUAAAUUGAGCCCUGAAUCUUACAUAUUAUUGGAGAAGCUGGGAAUCCUCUCCAAGCCGGAGACUACUUUCUAGAGGGGGAAUGGGACACACUUUGUUAAAAAGACAAAAACUAGAAUUUCAUCCUUGCUCCGUGUUAUUAAGGUGCUAUCAUAAUGCCUCUGGCUGGUGUAUCUGGGCUUAUUAUUAGGCAUUUUGUAAGCAUCAGGCCAUCGGGAAGAGCUUUCUGCUAUCUCAGCAUUAUGGCAUCUAGUUACCUUUUGCUUACCUACAUCAAGGGCCUGUUCUGGGAUUUAUGGUGUCAAAUUGUUAUUUUAGAAGUUAGAUUUGUGUCCCUGUCAUAAUUCUUCGAGGCCUAAUUAAAUUUUACCCUUGGCCCAGCCCAGGCUUGGAGGGGACAGUGAAUUCCAGGGUACUGUUGGGAUUGUGGCACUGAGUGAAAAUUUACAGAAUCAAAAUGGUACGUGAAAGUUUAAAAAUUAGAUCUAAUCCCUCCUCACGUUAAAUAUAAUACCACUGAAACGAAGUCACUAGGUUUGUUAAUGCCAGAGACUAGCACGGAACCAAAGUCUCCAGGUCCACUGCACCAUGCUUAAGUCAAAACUGGUGUCUUAGAGAAGUGAUUUUUGAGAAACUGCAAUUUAGGGAGAAGAGACAUGUUAAUUUUUGAGAGCUCUGAAGACUUUCUAACUUCGUGGGGUUUAUAAUGUUAAUAGGAACAAUUGUUAUGUAACAAACACUUCUUUAUCAGUUCUUUUCAACAUCAUUUGUAAUGCCAGCAUAGGGAUCCACACUUUGGAUAUGUGUUAUACAUUUUGCCUAACUUGCUCUUAUUGGAUGUUUAAGUUUUCAAUUCUUUUGUAUUAUUUAGUAAAUGGGUACAUAAUUUGCAAAACAGCUAGUAGGAAAGAAAUGUUUAGAUUCACUCAAAAAUUUCCCAGAUUCAUCGAGGUUGUAUCAGAGUCACCAGUGGACAGGUGGGUAUUCCUUUAUCAUGCCCCUUUCUAUUCCUUCUCAUGGCUCAAAGGGAUAUUUUCCUAGGGGUUUAUGUUUGACUAAAAUGUAUGGAAAUUUCUCACAGGUGAUUCCUGAGCGGCAAGAUAAGGUCUCUUAAGACUUCUGUCUUCCACCUUUCCCUGUUCUGGCUUCAUAGUUUCUAUCCUUUCCCAAGAGCUGCAGAACAUGAACAAGUAUCAGGGACCUGUAACAUUCAAGGAUGUUAUUGUGGAAUUCACCCGGGAGGAGUGGCGGUUACUGGACGCUGCUCAGAGGACCCUGUACAAGGAAGUGAUGCGGGAGAACUACGGUCACCUAGUCUCAGUGGGUUACUGUGUGAAUAAGCCAAAUGCAGUCUUCAAGCUGAAGCAAGGAAAAGAACCGUGGAUACUGGAGGUGGAAUUCCCACGUCGGAACUACCCAGAAGACCUUUGGAAGAUUCAUGACUUAGGAGCAAGAUCCCAGGGAAGCCAAGCUGAAAAUUCAAGGAAUGGAGAACUCACAAAACACCAGCAAACUCCUGCCAGAGAGAAAAUCUAUAAAUGUAGUGAAUGUGGAAAGUCCUUCUGCCAGAAGUCUAUCCUCCUAAUACAUCAGCACACUCACUCAAAGGACAAACCCAGGGAAUGUGGGACAUCGGUCCCUAGGAAUGGAGACCUCACAAGACAACAGAAAGGUCAAGGCAGAGAGAAAACCUAUGAAUGUAAAGAAUGUACGAAAACCUUCUACCACCUGUCCUCUCUUAGUAGACACUUGAGAACUCAUGCAGGGGAGAAACCCUACGAAUGCAAUCAGUGUGAGAAAUCCUUCUACCAGAAGCCACACCUUGUGGAACAUCAGAAAACACACACAGGAGAGAAACCCUAUGAGUGUAACGAGUGUGGGAAGUUCUUCUAUGUUAAGGCAUACCUCAUGGUACAUCAGAAAACACACACGGGGGAGAAGCCGUAUGAAUGUAAGGAAUGUAGGAAAUCCUUUUCCCAGAAAUCACACCUCACGGUACAUCAGAGGACACACACAGGGGAGAAACCCUAUAAAUGUAAGGAAUGUGGGAAAUUCUUUUCUAGAAAUUCACACCUCAAAACUCAUCAGAGAACUCACACAGGAGAGAAACCCUAUGAAUGUAAGGAGUGUGGGAAGUGUUUCUACCAGAAGUCAGCCCUCACAGUGCACCAGCGAACUCACACAGGGGAGAAGCCCUUUGAAUGUAAUAAAUGUGGAAAAAACUUUUACUAUAAAUCAGACCUCACUAAACACCAGAGAAAACACACAGGGGAGAAGCCUUAUGAAUGUCAAGAAUGCGGUAAAUCCUUCUCUGUGAAUUCAGUCCUCAGAUUACAUCAAAGGACUCACACAGGAGAGAAACCCUAUGAAUGUAAGGAGUGUGGGAAAUCCUUCUCUCAGAAGUCACAUUUUAUCAUACAUCAGAGAAAACACACAGGGGAGAAACCCUAUGAAUGUCAGGAGUGUAGGAAAACUUUUAUCCAGAAAUCAAAACUCACUGCCCAUCAGAAGACACACACAGAGGAAAAAAGCUUAUAAACAGCAUGAAUUGGGAACUUUUUUCUGAGUUCAUCCUUCAGAAUAAUCAGAUAAUUCACACAAGACCAAAAAACUUAGGAAUAUCAUCUAUAUGGGAACGUUUUAGUCAUAAGAGUGUUUCUUGACAGCAAAUACACAAAAAUUCUUUGAAUCUAGAAGGAAGAAAUUUUUACCAUAUGUUAGACUUUAGUGUCAGACACUCUACAAAUUGUAAAGCGUGAGAGAGACCAUUCUUUUAGAAGUCACAGUAUACUGUACAACAGAAAUCACAUGAGAGAAGAACAAAUAAAAAAAAAGGUCAGGAACUUUCUGGUCAGGGCAGCCAUCACUAGAUAUCCCAAAGCUCAUGUGAAUGAGAGCCUCCUAUCCGUGUCCAUCCUGAGCUUCAGAAAUACUUUACAGGUGGACUCCAAACGCUCAAAGGGGUGACUAGACGUCAAAACAGAUCCAGAAGCCCUUCUUGAGAAGUGACGUCUCUGUGACCUUCAGAUGAGCGAUGCCAGGAUAGAACCAUCGCAGACAUCUCAAAUACGUCAGUUUCCUGACAAAAACCUCAGUAUCUGUAUUGGGUGAGAGUGACAGUUACGCCAGAACUCAUGUUGCAGCGACUGGAUUGUGAGGGUUGGGUUAUUUUUUUCUUUGAAGAAACCUGCAAAUGUCUAGAUAGAUAGAUAGAUGAAGCUUUUUAAAAAGCACAAACCCAUUGAGAAGCCAGGUGACAUCCUUAAACUCACGUGAAAAGUCCUUGAGUGGAGCUGACGUGUGUCCGCGUGCUGCUAGGCCAAUCACAGAUGUCUGUGCGUACAUGGAUCCCAUCCGUAAGUGUACACAGGAAAAUCCGUAACCUCAGCUCCGCAGCUCUCACGUGCAUGAGGAGAUCCCACGUCAACCCUCAGCAUUGACUCCUGUUGUUCCAGUGUGUAUUUUAAGUGUACUGUUCUUUUACAAUUUAAUGCAUCUCUACUUCCUGGCAUUUCUAAGUGAA
This is a messenger RNA of Herpailurus yagouaroundi (jaguarundi), 4097 nucleotides long. RefSeq names its product zinc finger protein 25 (gene ZNF25). Gene Ontology annotation, molecular function: DNA-binding transcription factor activity; RNA polymerase II cis-regulatory region sequence-specific DNA binding. The coding region runs from base 1757 to 3112 and encodes 451 amino acids. Lineage: Eukaryota; Metazoa; Chordata; Mammalia; Carnivora; Felidae. The record is from RefSeq and is a predicted model, not a curated record. The transcript has 5 exons. Gene Ontology annotation, biological process: regulation of transcription by RNA polymerase II.